AUGGAUAAGAAACGAACGUCAAAUUCAGUUGAAGAAGAAGCGGGUGUCCUAAAAUCGGGCUACGUUACAGCUGCCUUUUUGCCUUCGAAAACAAAAAAAGUAUAUUACGCAGUGUUGGGUCAUCGAGCGCUUGAGCUACAUGAAAGUGAAAAGAAAUCUCAAAGAAAGAACAGACAUCCGCGAUAUCUGAUUGAUCUUUCUACAUGUUUUAACAUUAAUCAGCAUUUUGAUGGCCGAUUGAAAUACUGCGUAGCAAUUAUGACGCCUGAUGAAACACUCGUUUUGCGAGCGGAAACAGAUGUAUUAAGUGAUGAAUGGUAUGAUAUGUUGAUGUCUGCAGUAAUACCGGCACGAGCUCUACAUCUUGGACGACCCGUUCUUGCUAAUGAAUUUUUUGAAUGUGCUUGGGAUGUAACGAUAGUUGAACACCCAAAGUUCCGGAAAUCAAUUAAAUCUUCGGAGAAAUUGGUUAAUUUGUGUACAAAAGACCCAUCAUUACUCGGACCACAUCGAUUGUGUUUUUAUCAUCAUACAAUCAUUUUAUGUAGGCGAGGUAUUGAACCAGCACCCUCGGAUGCUCUGUCACAGUCAGGCAUCCCACCGUUCAAAGCAACUGACUUCGUUGAAUUUCCUCGGCAAUACAUGGCUAGUUUUGGUUGCCAGGAGAGAUAUUUUUUUAUGGUGAUGGGUCGCUCAUCGCCGUCAGGUUCCGGUGAACUAUGGGCACUGUGUGACUGUGAAGAAGUAGCUGCCGAUGUGCACAACAAAUUAAAUAAAAUUAUCGAAGAGGAGUGCGAGAAAAAGAAAAAAAUGCCGAAUGGACCACUGCCACAUUUAACUUCCACGUAUCAUCAUCGCGACCGGCUUCAUACACACAGUGGAUUUCGAAGAACAGGAACCACAGCACCAAGAAAACUGACACCUGAUGAAUUGUCACUGAAGGAACGACGAGCCCAAUUACGUGGUUAUAAAUGGGCUGCAGAUUCAAUUCAGGAAAGAACACAGGAAGAAACUCUAUCGCCUAAUGUCCCAUCUUUUUUGUGGUUUGAUUCAACUAGCACCAGAAGCAAGUGUUUGAAGAAUUCACGUUCUGGGCAAAAUUCUUUAGUUAGAAAAAUUGAUCGAACGCGAAGUUUCGAAACGAAAGUGCGACUUCCCUCUUCAUCAACAGUUAGCCACACUGGAAAUGAGAAGAAUGGUAAAGGAUGUUUCCAAGGGGAGUUAUCAUUCGAAAGCUUGGAGUGGAAGAGUCUUUCUCGAAAUCAUUCUUCAUUUGCAUCAUCUUCAGCUGCGGAAGAAACUGAAGACAGGCAGGUUUCCUCGUUGAUUUAUUACCUGAACGGUGGCACUUUACGGACCGAUUUGGAAGAAGUAACGAAUCCUGCUAAAACAAGUGUGGAUCGACAGAUUAAAGCAACCAUCGAACGUACGCACCCGUUCAUGUCGAAACAACAGUUCAUGCCUCAUUCCGGAUCUCGUAAAGUUAUUUCGACAACGAGUGAACAUCUUGAAUGUGAUGAUCGAGCCGAUGGGACAUCAUGCUCAGUCGCUGGAAGCACGAGUACCAAUGAUGAUUUCUUGCAGACGACACCCGGCGAAAUGUCAGAGGAUGUAUCUGGAGAUAAUUUGGAAUAUGCUGUGAUGGAAAUGAAUUCAUGGUCAUCGGGAAGUGCAUCGCAUCUCGGUCUCUCAUUAGGAGAGCCACAAUUCAAUUUUGAGGAAGUACGAUCGUAUGUAUCGGACAGCAGCGAUAGUUGUUAUUCUUCAUUGGCUGCUAAUGGUGCACCGCGAGCAUAUUCUUUUGGUGCAUCACACAUUAUACAUCAGCAACCACGACGUUCAGAAAGGAAACCGAUACAUCCGGAAUAUGGUUCACUAGCACCGGAUUCUUUGCGUAGUAGUAGUACCUUACCCCAAAGCGAAGACAUACAUCAUUCAAAUAAGCCGUCACCGUCAACUUGUGCUUCUCAAGAGGAUGCUCGAAAGAGAGCUUUUUCUUUGGGCAGCAGCAAAUCGUGGUUUCAAAAGCCGUUUCGAAAGCUAUCUCGUGAUUUCAUGACACGUGCUCAUCGUAUAUCGAAUACAUCCCAAAUAUCAUCAACGAGUUCAACUGGUUUGUCACUCGUACAUUCGCCAAAAUCUUCUUUUUUGUCCGCAGCACCUCAAACUGAUCAAUGUCCAAUGUCUCGCGUUCGAUCAGGAAGUAUAGGAUCAGGACUUUCAACUCCAUAUUCCAAACGUCAUGUGAAUAACGAUCCUACAGGCGAUCAUGUCCCGGUGGAUUUCGGUGGUGGUGGCUUAUCACUCGGCAAAUCAGCAAGUGGUUCAUUACAUAGUGGCGACAGUCCUUCAAGAUCACGAACUUCGUCGUUUGGUUGUGGACAACGAUGUUAUGGCUUACGUGAUACAAGUGAUAUUAUUCUGCAUUCUACAGAUGCAGAAACAGAAUAUACUUCAGCGCUUCCGUCACGACGUGCAUAUGAACGAUGUAGAGAACAGCAAACGAUAAGGAAUGUAAGGUUGAGUUAUGAAAAAGCUUUGAGAAGUGGUGAUAUUCAACUUAGAUAUAAUAAUUUUCUUGAUGGCAAUAUUCAAUCAAUUUCUGUCAAUAGUUCAGUAUGUGUACCAAAUGAAUUUGAUGAAGCAGACGAUUAUGUUGUUAGAGAUCCAGCAGAUGCGUCAGAUUUUCAUAUCAGUUCACCACGCGUUAGUCAUGAAGGACAACUAUGUACCAAUAGUUAUUCGGAUUCUCGUAGUUCACAAAUUUUCGAAACGAUACAAGAAAGCUUAUCAGGAAGAUCUUCUCCUGCAAAAGACACCGAUUCAGUUGGAAGUUACGAAGAGCGAGAAGUUUGUGAUAAAACGGGAAGAAAAUCCGAAAACGGUAAAUCAAUCGAAAAGAAAGUUUGUAAGGAAAACAGUGGUCAUGGUAACAGUGAACGGGAACAGAAAAAGAUAUUAAGUUCUGAUCCUGAUGUAGAAUUUGUUCCUGUGGAUGAAGAAUAA
This is a messenger RNA of Acanthocheilonema viteae, 3006 nucleotides long. The record is from the annotation of a GenBank genome assembly. NCBI's taxonomy places the organism in Eukaryota, Metazoa, Nematoda, Chromadorea, Rhabditida, Onchocercidae.